Lasiosphaeria miniovina is the source of this 2265-nucleotide messenger RNA. RefSeq lists its product as uncharacterized. NCBI's taxonomy places the organism in Eukaryota, Fungi, Ascomycota, Sordariomycetes, Sordariales, Lasiosphaeriaceae. The transcript has 2 exons. The coding region runs from base 340 to 1989 and encodes 549 amino acids. The record is from RefSeq and is a predicted model, not a curated record.
UCGGUGGAGGGUACCGACGAGUGUGAAAGGCUUGCCAGAUUGUCAGCGUGUAACUGGACAUCUAGAAGCUGGACAUAUCAGGAGGCUGCUUUAGGAUCAGUUUGCGAAGUCCAAUGUGCCGACAGCACCUUUGACCCCUUUUCACGACAGGUUGGCUUGCCCAAAGCCCCAGCUCAAUCUCAGACGCAGCCUCGGCCAAAGACUCUCUCAAACUGGCUUUCUUUUCCCGCCGCCGGCGUCAUAAAGGCGCUUUCUCGCAGAUUUGUGGUUGCAUAUUCGGAAUCCAGGAGCCACCAUUCUGUCGCUCAUGCAGAUGCUAGCGAGGCCAUACAUGCAAGCAUGAUCCGACAACUAGCCAAGGACCUUGGGCAGACAUAUUCAAACAUCAAGCCCCAGCCAGUUGUCAAUGGCGACGGUGAUGAAGUCCCGACUCCUGACUUGUGCACGGCUUUCGUGCGAGCCUGGAACGAGAUCAGCAGGAGAAACACAACAGUCCAAGAAGACUCACACAUUAUUCUCGCCAACCUCCUUGGCUUCAACUCCCGUCCCAUCUUGAAGCUUGCGAAGCCAGAAGAUCGGAUGUCAACUAUUCUCUGGAGUAUGGAUGGAAUACCGAUGUCGCUAUUGUUCAACAAAACUGGACCGAGGCAGAAUCCAGCUGGGAACCACCGAAACCGAUGGGUGCCUCUUUACCCAUCCAGGCAGAGACUGCGCCCUGGCGCGACAUAUUCAAAUCUCCGAGCCAUCAGAGGCGAUCUUUACUUGCCGAACAACAGCGCCAGUCGUCGGGAGAUGUCCGUCUUGGUCUGUACCGAGUAUCCCGAGCCCAACUCGACCGCGAAGUUUUCGGUAUGGGAUGCCUCCGUCGGAAAGCGCUACACCGUGGAAAUGCAUCGACAAGAGGGAACACUUGAUCCUUUUGCUGCACCAGAAGUUGGCCCGUACUGCAUAGUUAUUCAGCACAAGACAGACUCCGGACAUACCCCCACGACGAUGCCUGGUGCUCUGUUCCGCAUUCGUCGGAUUGUGACCAACGUGAGGAAAUGGUAUAAUCACAACCUGGAGCCGGAAUACGUCAAAUCGUUCGAACUAGUUGAAAUCGAGGAUGCGGGCGAAGGGCGGAUCGGGGCCAAAGAAAAGCAAAAGUCGGCGUCGUCCGAGCUCAACGACUUGGGUUCAGCAUUUGCCCGGCAUCACUCGGGGAUCCUACGGACAGUCUACGACUGUCCCUUGACAGUCUCACUCCAGACAGAGGAAUCCACCAAUGGCAGCAGUACCAAGUCUGUACACGAGAAGGAAGAAAAAGCUCUGGCGUUAACUCCGAUACCGCUUCCUGAAUCUUGGCAGGUGGCUAUCGAGCGAGAUUCUCCUACAUUCCCAGUCCCGCUAUCCUCUCGCCCCUCAUUCUCGGAAGCGAUGACGCCUGUAGCACCAUACUUCCUCGUGACCGCCUUGGACGGACUAGUUGCCAGCGGUUGCGUCGCUUUGAUUAUCGCCAUCUGCGUCACAACAUUCUCGCUGCUGGCACCGCUCGCGAAGGGAGUCUUGAUGGCGAAAAUGGGUUUACAUUCCCUCGUCUUGAUUCAAAUGUUCAUGUUGUCGGGCUUGGAGCCCCGACUGAUCUGGGACGUGCUUCACCUCGUCCUGGUUGCGCUUUACGCUUUUUCACGGGUUGCCAGCGGACAGCCGACUGCGUUGGACUUUGCAUUCAUCUGCUGGUCUCUUGUCGGUCACGGCAUUGACUUUGCUGCGAGGUUGGCAAUCCAAUGGUUUGUGGUCCCCGGCUUGUUUGAAAAGUACCUCGCCAACUUCGACCCUGAAGAUGGGUUCUGGGGCCAAGGCGACUUUCUGCUUACCACGACAUGGUACGGCCGGAUCUUGGCAAGACUAGGACGAAAAUCCGGCCAAGAUCGAGCCGGUCAGAUACUUGGUGAGGUUCCAGAACAUUGGCGCUCGGAACAGCAUUUGCUCGGGAAUAUGGAAGGGUGAUAGCUUCCAAAGGAGAGUUAAGUAAUGAUGACAUGAAGUAUGAUUUGGAUAGACAAUUAACCGCACUUGGGGGUUAUGGUACUUGUAGCGGAUAGCAAUAUCUUUGUAUUCAUGUUAAUAAUGAAGAUCAAAUUAAGAUGGCAGACUUGAAGAAACUUCAAUGUAUCUAGAAAUUUCAACUAACAAUUCGACUUGGAAGUUUAUUAAAGACUCAUUCUCACAACUCACGUCUUUUUGGGUAAUUUACCAAUUCAUUGAAGACACUUGAAGAUAUGG